Molecule: messenger RNA, 1620 nt
Organism: Cutaneotrichosporon cavernicola
Lineage: Eukaryota; Fungi; Basidiomycota; Tremellomycetes; Trichosporonales; Trichosporonaceae
Gene: RFT1
Exons: 3
Coding region: 1-1620 (539 amino acids)
Biological process (GO): dolichol-linked oligosaccharide biosynthetic process; glycolipid translocation
Cellular component (GO): endoplasmic reticulum membrane
Source: RefSeq, a predicted model, not a curated record
AUGUGUCUAACGAUAAAAGGGAAGGCUCCCCCUGCUCUUCCAGAUAAACCUGCUCCUUCCUCUCCCGCUCCUUCCUCCUCCGCUCCUUCCUCCCCCGCUCCUUCUCUCUCCAAAACCGACUCCCCCUCUCCAUUAGCAACAGGUCGCGCACUCAUCCUCCUCCAACUCCUCUCACGUGCGCUCACCUUCAUCCUAAACCAGGGCUUGGUACGACAUGCCCCACCGGCUGUCUUCGGCACCGCCGCGAUCCAGUUCGACCUCGUCGCCGCGACGAUCCUCUUCCUCUCCCGUGAGGGGGUGCGGAAUGCCGUACUCCGCUCGUCUACUUCCAUUAUCUCCAUCUGGGCCUUCCGCCUCGGAUUUGGGGUAGCUCUGGCCACGGUCACACUCUAUCUCUCCACCGCGCCUCUAUCGACCACAGCCCAGCCUUACUUCCACCUCUCGCUGGCACUCUAUGUGGUCGGCGCACUAUUCGAACUUCUUGUGGAACCACUCUACAUCCGUGCUACCAGGGGCGAUUUGAAGGUCCGCGUCGCUGCUGAGGGAGGACAGGCCGUAGUGCGGACCGCGCUAUCCUUCGCCCUUCUGGUGGCGCUGUCCUACUUCGGUGACAAUGAGGGUCGGGGCGCUCUCCUGGGAUUGGCGGUGGGAUACUGGGCGGGCUCGGCAUGGCUUGCUGCCCGGUACCUGUGGGCGUAUGGCAGGGCGGCGGCCCUUCCAGACCUCCUCUUCGCCAAGAAGGGGGAGGGGGCCGACCUUGAGACCCGCCGCCUCGCUAUCGCCGGUACUCGCCAGAGCGUCGUCAAGCAUCUCCUUACGGAGGCAGACCGGAUUGCGGUGGGGUAUAUCUCGCCGCUGGGCGACCAAGGCGGGUACGCCAUCGCCAUGAACUACGGUUCGCUAAUCGCGCGCAUCAUCUUCCAGCCUCUCGAGGAGACCCUCCGAUUGCACUGGUCGCGCAGCCUCACUGCGCCCGCCACACUCCCUCUCCUCACUUUUGCAGUCCGGGCAUCCUUACACCUCAUGCUUCUCUUUCCCAUCUUCCUUCCACCACUGCUCCCGGCGGUUCUUCCCCUCCUCCUACCUCGGAAGUAUACGGCCGAAACUAACGCGGCGGGCACGCUCCAGACUUACCUCACAGUGUACCUCCCGCUGCUGAGCCUCAAUGGGAUCCUCGAGUCGUUCCAUGCCGCGUCCGCAACUCCCGCGCAGAUGUCGGAACAGGCGUGGGUGAUGGGUGGCAGUAGCGCGGCAUUCGUGCUCGCGCUGUGGCGAUUGUCAGGAAUGGUGUGGUUUACAAGGGAGCAGGCCCUAAUCUAUGCGUCUUGCGCAGCCAUGCUUGUCCGGAUCGGGUACGCCGGAUUUCACGCGUGGCGUUUCGCACGUACUAGGACCGCUGUCCUUCCCGUUCUUCCACGCCCUGCUGUCCUUGUAGGGGUGGGCGCUGCUGGUGUGGUAACUUGGGCCGCUGCUGCCCAGUUAGGAGAGGGGUUGAGGAACAAUCUCGCGCUGUUGGGCGUAGGGGCAAUCGCAGGGCUCAGUGUCCUGGCCACGAUAUUCGCUGUGGAACGCGCCGACGUUCGCCAACUGGCCAUCCUGCUAAAGGCGAAGGGAGAAUAG